Molecule: messenger RNA, 3923 nt
Organism: Myodes glareolus (Bank vole)
Lineage: Eukaryota; Metazoa; Chordata; Mammalia; Rodentia; Cricetidae
Gene: Slc39a6
Product: solute carrier family 39 member 6
Biological process (GO): zinc ion import across plasma membrane; intracellular monoatomic cation homeostasis
Cellular component (GO): plasma membrane
Molecular function (GO): zinc ion transmembrane transporter activity; monoatomic cation:bicarbonate symporter activity
Source: RefSeq, a predicted model, not a curated record
CCCGACCACGCCCCCGUCUGCUGGCGUGGUUCUACCCCUUAGCCUCUGCUCGCCUCGCGCAUCCCUCCGACCGCUUCCCCGUGCGCGAGCCAGGCCCGAGCGCUGGACGCGGGGCGCUCUCGGAGGAGCUCGUGAUCGGGGGCGGUUCCAUCAGCUCAGCUGUCCACAGCGGACCCGGCUGGGCCGCGGUCCUGGCGGUGGAGAGGAAGGGCGCGAGGAAAGGACCCGCGCCCGCCUCUCUAUCGCGGCGAGCCCGUGGCGUCUGAGAACACGCGGAAAAGCGGAUCGGUCUUUGCAGACUGGCUCCGGAGUUGCACUGCGCGUGCGCCACGGUGCUAGCAGCGGCGGCGGCGGUAAUUACCGAUUGUCCUGCUUGGAGGAGGCGCGGCAACCUGGGGCCGAGGGUUAGACGGGCUCAUGAUUCCGCUGCUGCUCCGUGCCCUGUAAAGGCUUCUCGGAGACCGGAGCCGGGUCGGUUUCCAGCCCCCUCGGACCGCCCUCGGGGAACCUGCGCACGGGACCCGGCGGCGGGACACCGGGAGAGGAAGGUGCAAUGGCCAGGAAUUUAUCUGUAAUCAUGGUUCUGACCUUUGCCCUUUGGGUCACGAAUCCCCUUCAUGAACUACAAUCAACAGUUGCUCUCUCUCAGACCACCGAGAAAAUUAAUUUAAAUUGGGAAUCUGGCAUUAAUGUGGACCUGGCGGUUACCAUGCAGCGACAUUAUUUGCAACAGCUUUUCUACCGCUAUGGAGAGAAUGAUUCCUUGUCAGUUGAAGGGUUCAGAAAAUUGCUUCAGAAUAUAGGCAUAGAUAAGAUUAAAAGAGUCCACAUACACCAUGAACAUGAGCACCACUCCGACCACGAGCAUCAUGCUGACCACGAGCAUCACUCCGACCACGAGCACCACGCUGACCGUGAGCACCACUCUGACCGUGAGCACCACGCCGACCACGAGCAUCACGCUGACCACGAGCACCAUACCGACCAUGAACGCCAUUCCCGCCGCAGUCACCCUGCUGGUGGUAAAAACAAUCGGAAAGCCUUUUGCCCAGAUCAUGACUCUGAUAGUUCAGGUAAAACUAGAACCAGCCAGGGGAAAGGCUCUCACCCACCAGAACGCGUGAAUGGCAGAAGGAGCGCCAAGGAGGGUGUGAGCACAAGUGAAGUAACCUCAGCUGUGUACAACUCUGUCUCUGAAGGAACUCACUUCCUAGAGACUGUAGAGACUCCGAAACGUGGCAAACGCCCCAAAGAUGUAAACCCUUCUACCCCACCCAGCAUCACAGAGAAGAGCCGAGUGGGCCGACUGAGCCGGCUAGCUGGUAGGAAAAGCAACGAGUCUGGGAGUGAGCCCAGAAAGAGCUUUAUAUAUUCACGAAAUACAAAUGACAAUAUUCAGGAGUGCUUCAAUGCAACAAAGCUGCUGACAUCCCAUGGCAUGAACAUCCAGGUUAUGUUGAAUGCAACGGAGUUUAACUAUCUCUGCCCAGCCAUCAUCAACCAAAUUGAUGCUCGGUCCUGUCUGAUUCAUACAGCAAGUGAGAAGAAGGCGGAAAUCCCUCAAAAGACCUAUUCUUUACAAAUAGCCUGGCUCGGUGGCUUCAUAGCCAUUUCCAUCAUCAGUUUCCUGUCCCUGCUGGGGGUCAUCUUGGUGCCACUCAUGAACCGGGUGUUUUUCAAGUUCCUGCUGAGCUUCCUCGUGGCACUGGCGGUCGGGACUCUGAGUGGAGACGCUCUGUUACAUCUUCUCCCACACUCUCAUGCAAGUCACCACCACAGUCAUAGCCACGAAGAACCAGCGAUGGAAAUGAAAAGAGGCCCACUGUUCAGUCACCUGUCGGCUGACAGCAUAGAAGAAAGCACCUAUUUUGAUUCCACGUGGAAAGGUCUGACAGCUCUAGGGGGCUUGUAUUUCAUGUUUCUUGUGGAGCACGUCCUCACACUGAUCAAGCAGUUUAAAGAUAAGAAAAAGAAGAACCAAAAGAAACCUGAAAGCGAUGAAGAUGUGGAGAUUAAGAAGCAGCUGUCGAAAUACGAGUCUCAGCUCUCCACAAAUGAGGAGAAGGCGGACGCAGGUGAACGACCUGAAAGCUAUCUACAAGCGGACUCCCAAGAGCCCUCCCCCUUUGAUUCCCAGCAGCCAACAAUGUUGGAAGAAGAGGUUAUGAUAGCCCACACACACCCGCAAGAAGUCUACAAUGAAUACGUGCCCAGGGGCUGCAAGAACAAGUGCCAUUCACACUUCCAUGACACACUGGGCCAGUCAGAUGACCUCAUUCACCACCAUCACGACUACCAUCAUAUUCUACACCACCACCACCACCAGAACCACCACCCCCACAGCCACAGCCAGCGCUACUCUCGAGAGGAGCUGAAGGAUGCCGGCAUUGCCACAUUGGCCUGGAUGGUGAUCAUGGGUGACGGGCUGCACAAUUUCAGUGACGGCCUUGCAAUUGGUGCCGCUUUCACUGAGGGCCUGUCCAGCGGGCUAAGCACCUCUGUUGCUGUGUUCUGUCAUGAACUGCCUCAUGAACUAGGUGACUUUGCUGUUUUGCUCAAGGCCGGCAUGACCGUCAAGCAGGCUGUGCUCUAUAACGCCCUGUCGGCCAUGCUGGCGUAUCUUGGGAUGGCAACAGGGAUAUUCAUCGGGCACUACGCGGAAAAUGUUUCUAUGUGGGUAUUUGCGCUCACCGCUGGCUUGUUCAUGUACGUCGCUCUGGUUGACAUGGUACCUGAGAUGCUGCACAAUGAUGCUAGUGACCACGGAUGCAGCCGUUGGGGAUAUUUCUUCCUGCAGAACGCUGGGAUCCUCCUGGGUUUCGGAAUUAUGUUACUCAUUUCCAUAUUUGAACAUAAAAUUGUGUUUCGUAUCAAUUUCUAAUUAAGUUCUAAACCCUUGAGUAGCUUGAAGAAGCAUUGCUGUCUGUAGUUGGAGUAGAUGAUAGAGAUGUUUACAUGCUGUGAUACACAGCAUUUAAAACUAGUGGAUUUUGUGAUUUUUUUUGUAUCAAAUUUUGCCAUUUGUUAUGCUUAUAAAGUCAGUUACAUUGGGUAACAUAAAGGUACGUUUUAAUAUUUAAGUUAUUCUGUUUUGGAAGUAUAAAUUCUAUGUGCGAUUCACCAGUAUUACCAGUUUAUUGUAUGUUUUGGCAUGACAUGUUCUGUAUAUCUUAGAAAGUGUCUUUAAUACUCUUUUGUACAACUUUAACAUUAGUUGCCUGCUGGAGUUAGGCCCCUGCAGACCUGCUAGUGGUGAGGCAGGAUGAGCACAGAGCCACAGAUGCCAACGUUGGGCUGAGUACAGCCAAGAAAUAAGAAAGGAGAGAACUGAAGGGCUGGGGAGGUGUCCGUUGCUUAGAAAAAUCACAACAGAGACUAUGCUAUGGGGGGGGGGGUUAGAUGUGUAAAGGGACGUAUUUAGUGCAGAGUACACUCUGAACAUCUGUCAGAUUGUUAAUGUUCCUGUAAAAAACAGUGAGCACUUUGAUACACUUAGUUUGGUUAUUUGUUUGUAUAAUAGAAAAGUCUAAGUAUAUUUCCUUAAUCCAAGCAACGUGUCAGUUGACAAAAACCAGGAUUUUAAAUCUGUGUAUGGAGACAGGCUAAAUGGGUUAACUAGUGUGUGUCACCAGAAGACUUGGUUUUCACUGAGGGAUGACACACUCAAAGUUACGUGAUUGGGUUUCUGGUUGUCUAGGUUCCCAAACAGCAAGUAUGUAUUAAAACCUUAAUCCACAUGAGGACGUUACAAACCAUUCUGAAUUUAUUUUGACCUCUUGGAUUCAGAAAGCACUUCGCUCUCUUCCAGUGCUUUAAGAUGUCACUGUGAGCUUCCAUCCUUUUAUGUAUGGCACUGCACAUUCAUUAGGGCUGUCUAUAGCACUGUCUAGAUGUUUCUUAAGAAAAUAAAAGUGUCAACUCAA